AUGGGACCUCCCUGGAGCCAGGAGAGAUCUCCAGAAGAGAGUCUUUCCACUGAAUGGAGCAGACAGUCGACAAGAGUCAGAUGGGUGCUGCUAGCUGUCCUGCUUUGUGGCCUGCUCGUUGGUUCUUCUAUGCUUUGGAUUUACAUUUUCCGGAACUGUGGUCCUUGGACCUGUGAGUCACCUGUGUGUAUGGAGCUCGUGAACCAUUACCUGGCUUCUGGAAACAGAAGUGUGGCCCCCUGUACUGACUUUUUCAGCUUUGCUUGUGAAAAAGCCAAUGGGACCAGUAACUCUUUCCAGGCACUUGCAGAAGAGAACAAGAGCCGACUGUGGAAACUAUUGGAGGCCCCAGGGUCCUGGCAUCUAGGAUCUGGAGAGGAGAAAGCCUUCCAAUUUUAUAACUCCUGCAUGGACACAGAUGCCAUUGACGCUUCAGGGACUGGUCCACUUGUACAAAUUAUUAAAGAGCUUGGAGGCUGGAAUAUUUCUGGCAAUUGGACUUCCUUUGACUUCAAUCAAAAUCUGAGGCUUCUGAUGAGUCAGUAUGGCCACUUCCCAUUCUUCCGAGCCUAUCUUCAUCCUCAUCCAGCCCCUCCACACACGCCAAUCAUCCAGAUAGACCAGCCGGAGUUUGACAUUCUUCUCCAGCAAGACCAGGAACAGAAAGUCUAUGCUCAGAUCCUGCGGGAAUAUGUGACAUACCUGAACCGGUUGGGAACUUUACUUGGGAGUAACCCACAGGAAGCACAACAACAUGCCUCCUGGUCCAUCGUCUUUACCUCACGGCUGUUCCAGUUUCUGAGGCCACAACAACAGCAGCAGGCACAAGACAAGCUCUUUCACGUGGUUACUAUUGAUGCCCUUCAGGAAAUAGCCCCAGCCAUCGACUGGUUAUCCUGUUUACAAGCAAUAUUCACACCGAUGUCUUUGAGUCCCUCCCAGACCCUCCAAGUCCAUGACCUAGACUACUUGAGAAACAUGUCACAGCUGGUAGAAGAAGGGCUGCUGAAUCACAGUGAGAUAAUACAGAGCUACAUGAUCCUUGGGUUGGUGGAUACCCUUUCACCAGCACUGGACACUAAAUUCCAGGAGGCACGCAGAGAACUGACUCAGAAACUACGGAAACUGAAAGAACGACCACCCCUGCCAGCCUACCCUCGGUGGAUGAAGUGUGUGGAACAGACGGGAUCCUUCUUUCAGCCUACUCUGGCAGCUCUGUUUGUUCGUGAAGCCUUUGGACCAAGCAUUCGAAGUGCUGCCAUGGAAUUAUUUGCUGAGAUAAAGGAUGCUGUCAUCGUACGCCUCAAGAAGCUUUCCUGGAUAAGUGAGGAGACUCGGAAAGAGGCCUUGAACAAGCUCACCCAACUGCAGGUGGAGAUGGGGGCUCCAAAACGGGCCCUGAAGACUGAGAUGGCCAAACAAGAAUAUAGUGAUAUACAACUUGGUCCCAGUUUCCUUCAAUCUUUCCUAAGCUGUGUACGAUCCCUCCAGGGCAGAAAGGUUCGGAGUUUCCUGCAGCCUUUUCCCUACCACAGAUGGCAGAAAUCUCCCUGGAGCGUCAGUGCCUACUAUUCAGUACCUGACCAUGUGGUGGUCUUCCCUGCUGGCCUUCUCCAACCUCCAUUCUUCCACCCUGGCUACCCCAGAGCCGUGAACUUUGGCGCUGUUGGCAGCAUCAUGGCCCAUAAACUGUUGCAUAUCUUCUUCCAAUUCUUACUGCCUGGGGGCUGCCCAGCCUGCGACACACGUGCACUACAAGAAGCACUUCUAUGCCUGGAGCAUCGCUAUGCUGCCUUCCCCUUAGCCAGCAUGUCCUCUUUCAAUGGUUCUCACACACUCCUGGAAAAUGCUGCAGACAUAGGAGGCGUAGCCAUUGCAUUUCAGGCAUAUAGAAAGAGGAUAACAGAGCACGCUGGAGAGUUGACUCUGCCCAACCAGGAGCUCAGCCCCUAUCAACUCUUCUUCCGAAGCUACGCCCAGGUAAUGUGUAGGGAGCUGAUCUCACAAGACCCUCAGGACACUCACAGUCCUCCAAGGCUUCGAGUCCAUGGGCCCCUCAGCAAUUCUCCAGAUUUUGCCAAACAUUUUCUUUGUCCAAGUGGUUCCCUUCUGAAUCCCUCUACCCGCUGCAAGCUCUGGUAACUUGGCUACCAAAGAGACUGAGAUAUACAUGGACUCCUUAUGAGCCCAUCCUUGAAGUCAAAAUAAAUGUCUCUCUCCUUUUUGUUCCCAAAAUAAAAGUGUGUAUUUACCCUUU
Messenger RNA from Rattus rattus (black rat), 2257 nucleotides. RefSeq names its product Kell metallo-endopeptidase (Kell blood group) (gene Kel). Lineage: Eukaryota; Metazoa; Chordata; Mammalia; Rodentia; Muridae. The record is from RefSeq and is a predicted model, not a curated record. The transcript is spliced from 18 exons. The coding region runs from base 1 to 2142 and encodes 713 amino acids. Gene Ontology annotation, molecular function: metalloendopeptidase activity. Gene Ontology annotation, biological process: protein processing. Gene Ontology annotation, cellular component: plasma membrane.